AUGGGGUCGGGGCCGUCGUCCGAGAACCAAAAGGCCAUCGUGCGCUAUGCCAAGCGCGACUGCAGCGGCAGCGUCGACUAUACCAACGUCAUCUCGACCAUGUCGGAUGGAAGCGUGCUCAGCGCGUGCACGGCGGGGUACUACACGGGCAAAAUCACGCCGCCGCCCUCCCAGUACGCGCCCGACACGAUUUACGCGACCAUCUCGAUCCCCGACAUGGGCUCCACGGAAGAGGUCGUUGACGGCCUCUGCGUCGCCGUGUCGCCGUCGGCCGACAUUUACCUCAAGGCAUCCUGCGCCGCGCAAGACUUUGCCUACUACGGCGACGCCAACUGCACCGACGUCCUCGCGCUGGAUGCAACGGCGGUGAGCAUCAUCUGUGAGACGCCCAACCCCAUCUCGUGGCCGGCCACCUCGACGCUCAUCGGGCAGACGUACGCGCACGCCAACUGCUCGGGCGAGACACUGUACGCAGUCAAUAUGGGCAGCGGCGGCAUCCCAUACGACGUCGUCUUGCCGCACCGGGCGUCGAACGGACGAUGCACCGACGGCCUCAUCUACAACACGACCGUGUACCUCGAGACUUUUGGCAUCAACGCGACGUACAUGACGAUCUCGCGGUCCUACAUGACCGAAGUCGCACGGGACCAAACCUGCGUCUUUACGGGCGACAAGUACCUCCAAGCAUCGUGUGCGAAUGCGACGUUCGCCUACUACAGCGACAGCGCGUGUUCGGACCUCGUCGACGUCCUUGAAGUGGGUGCUGUCUCGACCAAGUGCGGUAUUGUCUUCAACAACGUCACCGUGCUCAAGACGACGUCACUUGUCAUCACGUCUGGCGGCUCGGGCGGCGCGAUAGCGCUUAUGCUCUUUUGCGUCCUCGUUGGCGGCCUUAUUCUGGGCUAUCUCGCAUCGCACCGGGACCAAAUCAUGGCGGCCGACCCGAUGAAGAAGCAGCUCAAGGCCAGUAAAGUGAGCAAGUCGGAAGAGGAUAGCGGUGCCGCCGACGAUGAUGUCUAGAUAUCCUUAAGAUGCCAC
This is a messenger RNA of Saprolegnia parasitica CBS 223.65, 1038 nucleotides long. RefSeq lists its product as hypothetical. The record is from RefSeq and is a predicted model, not a curated record. Bases 1 to 1020 code for a protein of 339 amino acids. The transcript has a single exon. Lineage: Eukaryota; Oomycota; Saprolegniomycetes; Saprolegniales; Saprolegniaceae.